GAGGGACGGAGUGCGUGCUUCCAAUCCAAUCUCUUGUUUCUCCUUCAUCAUUCUGCCUUCUGUGCCCAACCACAGCACACGGAAGGAACGCUGCGAUGGCGAUGGGCGCGGCUCUGCGGGCGGCGGCGGCGGACGGCGUCGUGACCUUCCUGUGGGUGCUCUGCGUCUCCUCCCUCGGCGCCUCCACGGCCGCCGUCACCACCUACCUCAGCCUGCACGAGGGGAUCCACUACGCCCUCCUCGUCACCGUCUCCAUCCUCACCCUCCUGCUCUUCGCCUUCAACCUCCUCUGCGACGCCCUCGGCGGCGCCAGCUUCAACCCCACCGGCGUCGCCGCCUUCUACGCCGCGGGCCUCACCAACCCCUCGCUCUUCUCCAUCGCGCUCCGCCUACCAGCGCAGGCCGCCGGCGCCGUGGGCGGAGCUCUGGCCAUCUCGGAGCUCAUGCCGGACAAGUACAAGCACAUGCUCGGCGGGCCCUCGCUCAAGGUGGAUCCCCACACCGGCGCCGUCGCCGAGGGGGUGCUCACCUUCGUCAUCACCUUCGCCGUCCUCUGCAUCAUCGUCAAGGGACCCCGCAACCCCAUCGUCAAGACUGCCAUGCUCUCCGUCUCCACCGUCAGUCUCGUCCUCACCGGCGCCGCAUACACCGGACCAUCAAUGAACCCUGCCAACGCGUUUGGAUGGGCUUAUGUUAACGAUCGACACAACACCUGGGAGCAGCUGUAUGUCUACUGGAUAUGCCCCUUUAUUGGUGCCAUUCUUGCUGCGUGGAUCUUCAAGGCCGUGUUCCUACGACCACCGCCUAAGCCCAAGGCCAAGAAAGCAUAAGAACUCGAGCAAAAACUUCAACUCAGCAAUUGGUCACAAAUAUUGAUUAGGAAGUAGCCGACAUUGGGUUGCUAGAAGAACACAGGGAAUAAUUUAUGGUUGUAUUUAAUCACCUCAACCUUGCACCAAUAUUUAACUUGCUGUGGUGAUCUAUCA
This is a messenger RNA of Lolium rigidum, 986 nucleotides long. Its product is annotated as aquaporin SIP1-2. Gene Ontology annotation, cellular component: membrane. The coding region runs from base 96 to 830 and encodes 244 amino acids. The transcript is spliced from 3 exons. Gene Ontology annotation, molecular function: water channel activity. The record is from RefSeq and is a predicted model, not a curated record. Gene Ontology annotation, biological process: transmembrane transport. Lineage: Eukaryota; Viridiplantae; Streptophyta; Magnoliopsida; Poales; Poaceae.